AUGGACAUCGACUACAACCCCGCGCAGCAGCACCAACGCACCUCGCGAAAACACAUGCGCAGCAGCGACGAGGAUGAUGACGUGUCAGACUGGAGUUCGGAUAUCUCCGGUCGCUUCGACGAUGCCGCCGAGGAGCCCGAGUUGGAGGAUUACAAGUCACCUUCAGCCAAGUCGGUGAAACGGCGCCGUUCCAAUGAUUGGCCUCUACCCGAAGAGGCAGCAGAUUAUGGAAACCAUGAUCGUCGAAAUGUUCGGAAUGGCCAUGCAACCGGAGGCUUCGCAUCCGCAUAUCGAUCGUCACCUCGGGCAUCGCCUCGCACGUCACUGGCGUCGCUGCGUGGUCGGCAUGGAGGCGCUUCGACGAAUAGCCCCCGUACACGGCUGGGUCGACGGUCGCGGUUCGUUGAGGCGACUAUGUCUGAUAGUAUCAGCGAGAGGCCGCCCAGUAUUUUCACGCACGAUGCUAAGCCGAUGGGACCGCGGCAACGGCAAUCUGGGAUAUUCAGAUUUGGCAAGGCAAUCGCCUCGGCAUUCAAUCCGUUUGGGGGUUGGGGUAAGAGUGGUGCCGAGAGUGCCAAUCCACAGCCACCUAAAGAUGCUCUCAGCCAAGCGGAGGAGGCUUAUGCUGAACUCAAGAAGGCGGGCUACAAGGGUACCAAUAAAGGUGCUUACCUACAAAGUCAACACGAUUCCAACACUCGCUGUGCGGUGGAUCCAACCCAUGCAGAUCAGACAUGGCAAGCAAUCCAAGCGAAGAUGAAUUAUGACACAACCGCGACUGGUACUACUUCUUACUGUGGCGAUCGAGUUGAUAUUCCCACGCCGUCUCGAUCUGCAUCCAAAUCUUCGAAACGUUCGUCUUUCCAAGACUUGCGGUCGUUAGGACUUCCGUUCAUACGGCAUCAUGACCAGUCGUCCUCAACCUCCAUCUAUCAAGAACGGACAUCAGAGGACUCAAUUGAAAAUACUGGGCUCCGCAAGCAAAAGUCUCGGAAAGAACUGUCACGUCAGACGAAGCUACUCAAGAAAGUGAGCAACCUUGAGGACAAGCUGGAACGAGCCCGGCGAGAGCUUCGUCAACUAUCCGGCAACGAGGAACGCCUACCUUCAACGACACCAGACCGAAAGUCUAUGAGUAUCGACAUGGACCCGGGCAGCUAUCCUCGCAAAUUUGUUCCUGGUGCUCUUCCCACUCUUCCUUCUGAACGCCUUCUAGAUCAACACGCUGUCAUCGCCGAAUCGCCCGAAGCCAUCACUACCGAACUAACCGCCUUGCCUUCCGUGGAAGGUCGAGGAAGUAUCUCCCUCGAGGAAUCCCAACCAGCCUACAGCACUUCUGCAUCUCGGUCACCGAGCAGACGGCCACAAGAGGCACGAUCAUCGUCUAUCAGUAAGGAAAGCUCUUCCCGCAAACGGAAGUCCCCCGUUCCUGAACAACUCGAUAGUCGGCACCCGAAGCCCCAUGAGUCCAGUCUGGCGAACUACAUCGACCACGAAAUCGACCGCAACGACGACCGCCCGCCCGAGCACACUGACGACCUGAUCGACUUUGGCCUCCUCAGCCCACCACGCCAGGCGAAGUGGCAGAAAUUCGAGGCCGGCGAUAGCCCCGGCUCUGUCGAGCGCAAACGAAACAUGAACCUCACCGCACGAGAAAGGCCAGGUUCACUGCACAAAAGGUCCCCAUCCGUCAACCCCCGGAAAUUCUCUCCGGCCAUCACCCGCUCACCAAAAUCCAAGGCCGUACGAACCCCGCCUCCACUACGCAUUAAACGUGGUAAUUCGAACAUGCGCUCGGUGUCGCCUAAUUUUGCAACUACCAUCCCUGAAUCGCCUGGUGCGGCGGCUGAUGGUGAUGUUUUCUCGUCGUCUCCUGCGCGCACGCAAACCUUGCAUGCGUUUUAUCUACAGUCGGACUGUCAGCUCGAUCCAGACCGUAGCCCGCGCUCUUCGCCGACAAAGUCUAGUUCGGGUCGGAAGAGAAGAUGGCGAGGCAGUGAUAUUCCCCCUGUACCACCUCUGCCCAAGGAACUUCUGGAGAAUGCUGCAAAGGUGACUACGUCGCCUACGAAGAAUUCGGGUUCUGCGAAGGAACGGGAUGGGGCACUUGAGCCGCAGACGUCUUCUGUGUUGAACCUGCAGCCUUCUGCUCUGGAGAAGUAUCCAUGGCCUGACGAUAUUUUUUGA
Molecule: messenger RNA, 2187 nt
Organism: Penicillium subrubescens
Lineage: Eukaryota; Fungi; Ascomycota; Eurotiomycetes; Eurotiales; Aspergillaceae
Product: putative nuclear RNA binding protein
Exons: 1
Coding region: 1-2187 (728 amino acids)
Source: RefSeq, a predicted model, not a curated record